AUGGCAGGGGCUCUGCUCGGCUCUCUGCUCCUCUUGCAGCUGCUCGGCAGAGGUGAAGGGAAGAACGAGGAGCUGCGUCUUUACCACCACCUCUUCCACAACUAUGACCCAGGACGCCGGCCAGUGCAGAAGCCUGAGGACACUGUCACCAUCACCCUCAAAGUCACCCUGACCAACCUCAUCUCACUGAAUGAGAAAGAGGAGACCCUCACCACCAGCGUCUGGAUUGGAAUUGACUGGCAUGAUUACCGACUCAACUACAGCAAGGGCGAUUUUGGGGGCAUAGAAACCCUGCGGGUCCCUUCAGAACUCGUAUGGCUGCCAGAGAUUGUGCUGGAAAACAAUAUCGACGGCCAGUUCGGUGUGGCCUAUGAAGCCAACGUGCUGGUCUCGGAGGGCGGCUACGUGAGCUGGCUGCCCCCAGCCAUCUACCGCAGUAUCUGCGCCGUGGAGGUCACCUACUUCCCUUUCGACUGGCAGAACUGCUCACUUGUUUUCCGCUCGCAGACGUACAAUGCAGAAGAGGUGGAGCUCGUCUUUGCUGUGGACGACGAUGGCGACACCAUCAGCAACAUAGAUAUCGACACUGAGGCCUAUACUGAGAACGGUGAGUGGGCCAUCGACUUCUGCCCAGGGGUGAUCCGCCGCCACGACGGUGGCUCUAAUGAUGGUCCAGGGGUCACUGAAGUCAUGUACACGCUCAUCAUUCGCCGGAAGCCGCUCUUCUACGUUAUUAACAUCAUCGUGCCUUGCGUGCUCAUCUCGGGCCUAGUGCUGCUCGCCUAUUUCCUGCCGGCACAGGCUGGCGGCCAGAAAUGCACCGUCUCCAUCAACGUCCUGCUCGCCCAGACCGUCUUCUUGUUCCUAAUUGCCCAGAAAAUCCCGGAGACAUCUCUGAGCGUGCCGCUGCUGGGCAGGUACCUCAUUUUCGUCAUGGUGGUUGCCACGCUCAUUGUCAUGAAUUGCGUCAUCGUGCUCAACGUGUCUUGUCGGACGCCCACCACUCACGCCACGUCCCCGCGGCUGCGCCACGUCUUACUGGAGCUGCUGCCCCAACUCCUUGGCUCGGGCGCACCCCUCGAGGUACCCCGGGCCGCCUCGCCCCCAAGGCGGGCAUCGUCCUUGGGCCUACUGCUCCGCGCGGAGGAGCUGAUACUGAAAAAGCCGCGGAGCGAGCUAAUGUUUGAGGGGCAGAGGCACCGGCACGGGACCUGGACUGCUACCCUCUGCCAGAGCCUGGGCGCCGCCGCCCCCGAGAUCCGCUGCUGUGUGGAUGCCGUGAACUUCGUGGCCGAGAGCACAAGAGACCAGGAGGCCACCGGCGAGGAGGUGUCCGACUGGGUGCGCAUGGGGAAGGCUCUUGACAACAUCUGCUUCUGGGCCGCUCUGGUGCUCUUCCUUGUCGGCUCCAGCCUCAUCUUCCUCGGGGCCUACUUCAACCAGGUGCCUGACCUGCCCUACCCGCCCUGUAGGUAGGCCUAAGCCUGCGGCCACGGUGACAAACGUUCCCACCCACCUCCAGGAGGAAAUCUGGAAAACAAG
Molecule: messenger RNA, 1542 nt
Organism: Mesoplodon densirostris (Blainville's beaked whale)
Lineage: Eukaryota; Metazoa; Chordata; Mammalia; Artiodactyla; Ziphiidae
Gene: CHRNE
Product: cholinergic receptor nicotinic epsilon subunit
Exons: 12
Coding region: 1-1476 (491 amino acids)
Biological process (GO): monoatomic ion transmembrane transport; nervous system process; signal transduction
Cellular component (GO): neuron projection; postsynaptic membrane; synapse
Molecular function (GO): acetylcholine-gated monoatomic cation-selective channel activity; transmembrane signaling receptor activity
Source: RefSeq, a predicted model, not a curated record